CCACAGACUCUAACCAAUCGGCGAGUGGCAAGCGUGCCUAAAUACUGAAACAACAGCACUUUGACUCACAUUAUUUGUUUCUUUCUUAUAGAAAGCAACACAGUCUUCAACCGAAAAUGAGCGGCAGAGGCAAAACCGGUGGUAAGGCCAGAGCAAAGGCUAAGACUCGUUCGUCCAGAGCCGGGCUUCAGUUUCCCGUCGGCCGUGUUCACAGGCUUCUUCGCAAGGGUAACUACGGAGAGCGCGUUGGUGCUGGAGCUCCAGUUUAUCUCGCCGCUGUGCUCGAGUAUCUUACUGCUGAGAUCCUGGAGUUGGCUGGAAACGCCGCUCGUGACAACAAGAAGACUCGCAUCAUUCCCCGCCAUUUACAGCUGGCAGUGCGUAACGACGAGGAGUUGAACAAAUUGUUGGGUGGCGUGACCAUCGCUCAGGGCGGUGUGUUGCCCAACAUCCAGGCCGUGUUGCUUCCGAAGAAGACCGAAAAACCCGCUAAAGCAAAGUAAACCGAGGUUACUUCAAAACAACAAAAAAGGCUCUUUUAAGAGCCACCCACUUGAGCUUUAAAAGAGUGAACUUUUGUAAGGUUUUGGUAUAAAUCAUUUAUAAGUGUUACAUUAUGCAAAACAAGUUGAUUUAAGAAAUAUCAAUAUUAUGCUUGAACUGAUUUAAGCCAGAGUUUUCAAACUGGGGUCAGUGGAUGUCCUGUUUCUUAGUACAAGCCAACUUUUAAGAAUUAUUAAUUUCUAGUUUUUUCUACUGUGUUUUUUAUCUUGCUGUAAUGUUAUGUUCUGUGUAAAGAUGCUGUGGAACCGAAUUUCUGCAAUAAAAUUGUAUUGAAAAUGUC
Misgurnus anguillicaudatus (oriental weatherfish) is the source of this 844-nucleotide messenger RNA. The record is from RefSeq and is a predicted model, not a curated record. NCBI's taxonomy places the organism in Eukaryota, Metazoa, Chordata, Actinopteri, Cypriniformes, Cobitidae.